AUGGAUACAAGUAAUCCCAGAUUAAAUGUUAGUGCCAGUGAUAAUUUCCGUAUUCAACAGUAUUACGUUAUCAUAGACAGACUUAAUAAUGACAUGGAAAAACGCAGAGCAGCUUAUAAAGUAUUAUACGAAAGGUUUAACUUUCUUCUUGACAACAGAUCUUUGUCGAGUGAGGAAGUUGUGGCUAAAACCAAGGCACUAAUUCAGUUGUAUCCAUCAGAUCUCGAAGACGAAUUUACCGAUGAGUUUUUGCUGUUUUCUCAAAUGUUUAGUGAUGGUAAAUCGGUGUUUAAGCUGCAAAUAGACAAUAAACUAGUUGCAAGUUUUCCCAAUGUUAAUAUCACUUUCAGGAUUUAUCUCUUUAUAUUAGGCACGAAUUCAGAAGGUGAACGUUCUUUUUCAAAAUUAAAACUGAUUAAAAAUUAUCUGCGUUUAACUAUGGGACAAGCCCAACUAUCCUCCCUGGCACUGCUAUCAAUUGAAAAUGAAGUAAUGCGGGAGAUGACAUUUUAA
Hydra vulgaris (swiftwater hydra) is the source of this 513-nucleotide messenger RNA. RefSeq lists its product as uncharacterized. Gene Ontology annotation, molecular function: protein dimerization activity. Lineage: Eukaryota; Metazoa; Cnidaria; Hydrozoa; Anthoathecata; Hydridae. The record is from RefSeq and is a predicted model, not a curated record.